UUUCCAAAUGUGGGAAAACUCAUGAACGGCAUAAGAAAUAUUAAGUAUGUUGACUUAGAACCAGAUACCCUAGAGGUGCUUUCUCUAUGUUGUGAAUCGAUGCCGGUCUUCAACAAUCUCAAGUCUUUACGUAUUAAGAGUGACAAGAAACGUGGAUGGCAAGCAAUGCCGGUUCUUCUAAGGAAUUGUCCACGUUUAGAUAUCCUGGUCCUUGAGAGGUAUAAUGGUCUCUUGCACCAUGUGACAGAUAAAUGUGGGGAUGCUUGUGACUGCUAUUUUCGGGAAGACAAAGGUCUUUCUCUCGAAUCUUGUCCCGUGACAAUGUUGGAGAUUCAAGGGUUUCUUGGAACAAUGAAAGAGAUGGCAUUGAUAAAGCAUUUCUUGGACAACUUUGAGUGUUUGAAGGAGAUGGAGAUCUUUGUUGAAGAGGAUGAACCUACAGAGCUCAGAGUGCCUGAAGUGGCCAUGCUUAUCCCGCAGAUGAUAGAAGUGUACAACAGCUUAUCAAGCUGCAAUGUCCAGCUCCUGGUGAGUGAUUACUUGUCUAAGAAGUGGGCUGCAAAAGGACGCCUUUGAAGAGAAAAACUUGUUUAUAGUUUUGCUAAAGUCACUCUGUUAUUUAGUUUCCUUUCAAACCAAACCAAUCGUAAAACCUUUGUUCUGUUUCAUCUCUUAUUUCUAAUUUUUUUUCAGUGAUUUACUAUCCGUUAAGCUUAAUGUAGGUCUUCAGAACAUCACGUUAAUGCUUUAUUCCAUACUGUGUGAAGUGUGAUGAACAUUUGUUUCAAGAAUCUAAUCAAUCAUAUACAGAGUAAUUUAGGCCAUGGCGUCUAUAACUAAAUCUAUAGAUCUGUAAAAAUAUCUGAACAGAUUAUGUAAUGGAGUAUUUCUGAUAUUUGGUAUAAUCCAAAUCCUAACGAAUAUCUUAAAGAAAUAUCCGAAAAAUUAAAAACUCCGAAAAUCCAAAAAAUUAAAGGUAAAUAUCCGAAAAAUUAAAAACUCCGAAAAUCCAGAAAAUUAAAGGUGAAUAUUUACAUAAAGAUUCAAAUUAGUAUGAUAUUCAAAACAUAAAUAAAUACUUUGAAUAUUCAAUUUUAUAUUUAACUUUAGUAUUUGGCUAUACAUUUUCAAGUUUUUAUAAUGUCUAUUAAAUUUUAUGUAUUAUUUUAAGUGAUUAAUUUUUUGUUAAAAAAUGAUUUUUAGUUAUGGAGUUCUUGCUGCAAACUAUGCUUAGGAACAAUAAUAUCUUUGACUUUGUUAUUAUUAAUAAAAGAAUAUAAAGAGUUGUCUUGUCUUGGUGAAUCCUAUCGAAAUAUUAAAAAGAUAGUGGCAGUCGUUCUCAAAUCAGUUUGAAACGUGAUAUUUUUGGAUUAAUACGAAGAUUAUCUCUUUUGAGAUUCAACUACUCGAGACAUAAAUAUUAAGUUUUUAUAUAAAAAAUCUUUAGUCACUUAUACGAAUAAUAGAUGUGUGUUAAUUUACUUUAGAUUCCUAGUGUAAUCUGUUUUACUUUUGUUUUGCUAGUUAUCAUUGU
Brassica rapa (field mustard) is the source of this 1534-nucleotide messenger RNA. RefSeq names its product putative F-box protein At3g58820. The record is from RefSeq and is a predicted model, not a curated record. Lineage: Eukaryota; Viridiplantae; Streptophyta; Magnoliopsida; Brassicales; Brassicaceae.